AUGAGAGAUACAAUAAAUUAUGAGUCUCAAAAUGGACAUCUGCUAGCAGAUGAUGACGCGAGUGAGAGCAGUAGAUGCAAACAGCCAAAAUUAUACCAGAAGAUUCAGGUUUUAGAUUAUCACCGAUACCAGUCAGAUUUAAACAGUAAACAUACUCAAGCUGACACCGUGAGCUACUAUAAGAAGCGGAAUGAAUUUACAAUUUCUCGAUCAGCGUUUAGCCGUUGGGUUUUAGGUGAAAAAAAGCUCAGAGAGGAUUAUCAGAACCUUGGGAUAAGAAACGUAUCCAGACUACGACAGGUACUGAAUGAUGUCAGAGGGAAGUAUGAAGAGUUCGCUAGAGACAAUGAUGCAAUUUUUCGAUGCUUAAAGGAGCAUUUUUCUCAAACUCUACUUGUGCAACCUCAGCAAAAGAUCUCGGUAAAUGACGUGGUAGAAAUGUUUGCAGCAUUUGCUAAGAAGUUCAUCGAGGAUCGUGGAAGAGGGCCACAAGUUGUCGCCAACUGUAGUAGUAAUAUCCAUGGAUCUGGUGAUGAUGGCUUUGCCAUUCUGUUUUUGAAAUCUAUUGAUCCACAUAUGUGUGGUCUUCGAGAAAGCCUUGAUGAGUGGAAGAGAAUUAGUAAUGUGAGAGGUUCUCUUAUUGGUGAGAAGGAGCGCAUCAUGAGAGAAUUAAAUUUCUCUCUGUUCAAUAAUGUGUAUAUUUUCCAGGAACUAAUCAUUGAUUUGGAUAAUUUGUUCGAUUUGAUCGAUAUUGAAGACAAGGAGGUUCAAGAGGACUAUGAGCUCAAAAAUGCCGAGCAAGAUAUAUUGACGGGUGAUUUGAGGACUCACAGGACUGUCUCUUUUAGCUUAUGUGGCAAUUUGAAUGGUUCUGAUUUCUUAUCUCCUAUGAUAAUUUCAAACUUGGAAUCUAUAAGCUCCAUUGAAAGAGGGACAAACAUUUCUUUAUGUUAUCAUCCUGAAGGAAUUAUGUCGAGAGCUAUUUUUCAAAAUUAUAUGGAGCAACUAAACGUUAGAUUUCUCUCCGACGACAAGCAUGUUAAAAUCAUACUAGACAAUUACCGGCCUCAUUUAGGGUGUUUACAAACUUACUCCAACAUUGAAUUUAUAUUAAUAAAUCCCAAUUUCGACAAGACUGUUUCAUCGUUUAAUCAUACAUCGCUUACAAUGCCAUAUGAACCAGGACUAGAAAGAUUAAUAAAGCUGCAAUUGAAACUUCAUCUUUUCAAAUUUUUCCACAAACAUAAAGCUUUAUUUAGUGAUAGAAAGGAGCUAUUUGAUUCCAUUGGUUGGAAUAGUUUGCAGAAUAUGAAGUAUCACUAUGAAAAUAUAGUCAAGAAAUUGAUCAGUGAUAAAAAGUAUAAUUACUUUUACUAUUUGAACAUUCUUGCUUCAAGAUUAUUUAAUGUAACGGCUGAUAAUUUGAAUAUUCCGUUAGAAGAUAAAGCAAAGUUUAAUAUGGUCAAAGGAUUGAAAUUUUCAACAUUCAUAACUGAAAAAAUACCAGCUGAAUACAAGAAUGCGAUCAAAUUUAAUGACAAAAUGAGCCAAUUAUCAAUGGCGGAGGAAGAUCUGUCUUUGAAAGCUUUUGUUGCAGAGAUAAGUAUGCAAUCAUAUAAGAAUAAUAGAAGUAACCUUGCUGCUGUAAAAAAGUGUUUUCUCGAUGAGCUUUUCAAGGGUAGAAAUGAGACUAAGCUCAACAAGCAAUAUUCAAUAGACGGAAUAUACGAAUUAGUGAGACAUGAAAUCAAUAAUUUAGUCAAACUGCCAAAAAAGGAGUAUCCAUCCGACUAUGAAGUUGAUCAAAUGCUUCUAAAGGUGCAGCCAUAUAUAAUCAAUUAUAACGAAGCAGUACUCGGGUCGAAUCCGCGAAAAAGGAUAAGCGGCAAUACGCUAGCUCUAUUUAACAAAUUCUACGACUCUUAUAUCAAAGAUACAGCACUUGUCCAUUCAGAAAAUGCUACAUUUGAAUAUGCUACUGAAAAUCCACAAUUCGUCAAACCUAAGGUUGCGCUGAUCAAUCUUUCAAGCGCAUCAAAAGAUUCGAUGAACACGAGCAAAGCUAAAAAAAGACGGCUUAUUGCCACUUAUAAGAGUAGUUUUUCUGAUGACGAGACAGACACAUCUCUUGGUGAAGCUUUAACUAGCUGA
This is a messenger RNA of Priceomyces carsonii, 2151 nucleotides long. RefSeq lists its product as uncharacterized. The record is from RefSeq and is a predicted model, not a curated record. Gene Ontology annotation, molecular function: nucleic acid binding. The transcript has a single exon. NCBI's taxonomy places the organism in Eukaryota, Fungi, Ascomycota, Pichiomycetes, Serinales, Debaryomycetaceae. The coding region runs from base 1 to 2151 and encodes 716 amino acids.